UGUUACAGGAAACGAGAUUAUGAAGGCUAUUUAUGCUCCCUGCUGCUUCCUACAGAAUCCAGAAGCUCUGCUUUUGCACUGAGAGCCUUCAAUGUGGAACUGGCUCAGAUUAAGGAUUCAGUUUCUGAGAAAACAAUUGGACUGAUGCGAAUGCAGUUUUGGAAGAAAACUGUGGAUGACAUAUACAGUGACAAUCCACCACAUCAGCCUGUGGCCGUUGAACUGUGGAAGGCUGUCAAAAGACAUAAUCUGACUAAAAGAUGGCUUAUGAAAAUCAUUGAUGAAAGAGAAAAAAAUUUGGAUGACAAAGCAUAUCGUAAUAUCCAGGAACUGGAAAAUUAUGCCGAAAACACACAGAGUUCUCUUCUUUAUUUAACACUAGAAAUAUUGGGUGUAAAGGACCUUCAUGCAGAUCAUGCUGCAAGUCACAUUGGAAAGGCGCACGGCAUUGUCACUUGCUUGAGAGCCACGCCGUAUCACACUAGCAGAAGAAGGGUGUUCCUUCCCAUGGACAUUUGUAUGCUGGUAAGGCUGUUACUUCACUUGAAGCAUGCUAGGUCCCUCCACAAAAGUGUUCCUGUGAAGGCAUUUCCUGCCUUUCUUCAGACGGUUGCUCUGGAGGACUAUUUAAAGAAAAUUCAACAAGUAAAUUUUGAUAUAUUCCACCCAUCUUUACAGCAGAAGAAUACAUUACUUCCGUUGUCUUUGUAUAUUCAGUCAUGGAGAAGAAGAUACUAAAAAUAAUCUCAUGGCACUGAUACUAAUUUAUUUUUAUUAGUUUUACAAAAGUAUACUAGUCAGGGUUCUUGUUUAUAAACAGCAGGUACUGACUGUUUACUUAAGGCAAAAAUGAAUUUAUUGGAUGGGUGUGAAUAGCUUAUAGAAUUGAUGAGAAAUUACUGUGGGGCUUGGGGGCCAAAACAUUAUUGAGAUUCUGCCUCAGACACUGCCAUUGUCUCCACCAGCCCAGACAGUGUCUACUGUCCCAUCCCUGUCAGGUGGAGCCGUGCUGCACCACCAGGGGGCAGAGAGAAGAAUGUCUCCUCCCUCCCUCACCCUGGGGGGACAGGGACUAGAUAGUGCUGGCUUUGCAUUUGGAGAGCCAGAACUCAGUGCCAGGACAGGUGUGAAAUGAAUUUAUUUAGGGGUCCCAGAGAGUGAAGUUAAUACUUGAGGAGUGUCAGUCACUAUGUUGAGGGAUUUUAUCCCUAACAUUUCAUCUUUACAACCCUGUGAAAUAGCUUCUGUAAGGUAAGGCAGUUGGCUGUCAAGAGCUGGAACCCUAUUUCGAUUUUAGGUCUGGCUGAUUUGAAAGCUUUUACUUUUUUGGGAACCCUGCUGCUUCACUCUCUCUCAUUCUGUAUUGUGAUCAUGAACAAAGUUGUAUUCAUAAAGUGUAUUAAUGUGAAGUAUAUUAGCACAAUUAUAUUGAACAUUCAUUAGGGAAUACUGCAUUUUUAAAAACGUGUAUACUAGUUGAUCUUCCCACUGAUCAGCUCUGGGCUACAUACUUUCAUCAGUGGUCUCAUUUGAUCUUUAAAACUAGAAAGAAAGAAUUUUUUGGUGAUUAAAAAUUUUAAAAUAUAAAAUACACACUAGUUGCAAAAACAAAAUUGUUUGCAUUGCUGGUAAUGGCAGGUCUAGACUCUGAGUGAGUCCCUGACGCCCAAGGCCAGGAUUAUGCCCCCGUUUCCUUUUCCUGUCUUCAGUGGUCUUGUCUCCUUUCCAUUCACACCUCCCAUGUACUGUUCCAUAGCCCAUCUCUCUUGAGCCUUUGGUUUCAGCUAUGGCUUAGUGCCUACUACAACUGUGGCUUAAAAUAUUAUUGUUUUUUGGCCCGGCCAGUGUUGCUCAGUGGUUGAGCAUCAGACUGUGAGCCAGGAGAUCACAUGCCCAGGUUGUGGGCUCGAUCCCCAGUGUGGGGCAUGCAGGAAGCAGCCAAUCAAUGAUUCUCUCUCAUUGUUGAUUUUUCUAUCUCUCUCCCUCUCCCUUCUCUGAAAUCAAUAAAAAUAUAUAUUUUUUAAAUACUUUUUAAAAAAACUGAGAGCUGCUUGUGGGUAAGAAUACAUUGUUUUGUUCAUCUUGGGAUCCCCAGCACCUAGAAUGGCUUCUGAUUUAGAGCAAGUAGAGGUUAAUAAAUGUAUAAUUGAA
Molecule: messenger RNA, 2151 nt
Organism: Myotis lucifugus (little brown bat)
Lineage: Eukaryota; Metazoa; Chordata; Mammalia; Chiroptera; Vespertilionidae
Gene: NDUFAF6
Product: NADH:ubiquinone oxidoreductase complex assembly factor 6
Exons: 8
Coding region: 145-738 (197 amino acids)
Biological process (GO): mitochondrial respiratory chain complex I assembly; biosynthetic process
Cellular component (GO): mitochondrion
Source: RefSeq, a predicted model, not a curated record